UGGGUCAUUAUGAAGCGACAGAGAGACGAGAAGAGAGGGUAUUGUCUUGGAGUUAAAUCGUUUGCAGGACAGAGAGACGCUCCUUCGUUGUUUUGGGUUGGGGCCACAGGCCAAUACUGAUCUUCUCUCUCUAUUUUCGGCUUCUCCAUUCCAUCUUCUCUCUCUACUUUCUCUCUCUCUCCUCAUCUCUUUCUUCUCUAUCUCCAGAGCCAAAAUUUUUAUAAUUCAUAAUCCCCAAUUCUCCGACCGGACCCGGACCCAGAGCAGACCAUCACGCAAACAACUCUCUCUCCAACGCUCUUUCUGUAACGCCUGCUUUUUCAGUCUCAGAUCAUAUCAAUCUACUCCCUGUGUCUCUAGAGUUAGGGUCAGGUUUUCCUCUCUCUUCGCGGCCGGAAAAGAUGGUGGCGGAUGGAGAGUCUGGGGAAUCGAGCGAUCUCUCUCAUGAAAUCGUGAGCGUUCACAUCAGAUGUUCGAAUGGCUCCAAGUUCACUGUUCAGGUCGAUCUGAGCUCCAGUGUCUCAGCGUUCAAGGCCCUGGUUGCUGAGACUUCCGACGUACCAGCACAGCAACAACGCCUCAUCUACAAGGGUCGAAUCCUGAAAGAUGAUCAAACCCUAAUUAGUUAUGGGUUGCAGGCAGACCAUACUGUUCAUCUGGUUCGUGGCGCUGCACCAGCUUCAGCAGCUAAUACAACACCUUCAUCCAAUGUCCCGAGUAACGCACCAGUUAGGGGGCUUGCUUUUCUUGAGGGUGGAGCUUCAGGAGGUGCUGGCCUUGGAGGUCUUCACUUGCCUAGUCUUGGCAUCAAUGGGCCUGGUGGAAAUGGAGGUGCUAAUUUAUUUGGUGUUGGACUCCCCGAAUUCGAACAGGCUCAACAGCAACUCACACAAAACCCCAACAUGAUGAGGGAGAUAAUGAACAUACCAGUUAUUCAAAACCUCAUGAACAAUCCUGAUCUAAUGCGUAACUUGAUCAUGAGCAAUCCUCAGAUGCGAGAGAUAAUUGAUAGGAACCCCGACCUUGCUCAUAUACUUAAUGACCCAAGCACUCUACGCCAGACCCUUGAAGCAGCUAGGAACCCUGAGCUUAUGCGUGAGAUGAUGAGAAACACAGAUAGGGCUAUGAGCAAUAUCGAGUCAUCACCAGAAGGGUUUAAUAUGCUCAGGCGUAUGUAUGAGACUGUGCAAGAACCGUUCCUCAAUGCUACCACUAUGGCAGGGGAUGGAGGAAAUGACUUGGGGUCAAACCCAUUUGCCGCUUUGUUGGGGAACCAAGGUGCUGGGCAGCCUAGGGAUCGUUCACAUAAUCCCUCAACUACUGGUUCAGAAGCGACAACAGGAUCCCCAGUUCCGAACACGAAUCCGCUACCGAACCCAUGGAGCAAUGCCACAGGUGCCCAGACUAAUGGCACAGCUGCACGGACAAGCCCUGGAGGUGAUGCAAGGGCUCCUGGCACAGGUGGGCUGGGAGGGCUUGGUCUUCCAGAUUUGAUGGCUGGGGGCUUGCAGGAUUCCUCUUUAUUGAAUCAGAUGAUGCAAAACCCAGCAAUGACGCAGAUAAUGCAAAGCCUCCUCUCUAACCCCCAGUAUAUGAACCAGAUUCUGGGUGCCAAUCUCCAAAAUGAUUCUCCUCUAAGACAAAUGAUGCAGAACCCGGAAUUUAUGCGUCAAAUGACUUCCCCAGAGACAAUGCAGCAAAUGCUGUCAUUGCAGCAAGCACUCAUGUCUCAGAUUGGCAGGCAAUCAACCGGCCAGGGACAAGGCCAGGCUGGCACUGGUGCUGGUGCCCCCAACAAUGCAGGAUUGGAUUCAUUGCUGGCCAUGUUUGGAGGUCUUGGAGGUGGUGGCCUAAGUGUUUCGAACACAGCUAAUGUGCCCCCAGAACAGCUUUAUGCCACACAGCUAUCUCAGCUUCAAGAGAUGGGUUUCAUUGAUAUUCAGGAGAACAUUCGGGCAUUGAAUGCCACGGCAGGCAAUGUUCAUGCUGCUAUAGAGCGCCUUUUGGGAAAUCUCGGAUGAGGGACGGCAAUGGUUUAAGGUGGGGAGGACCAAUUGUUCAUGGAGCUGAUUCAGUUUAGGAACAAGAAAUCGUCGGGUGGAAGUGAGAGUUGUGUUACUCGUUGGAUAAAUUGAAGUACCCAUAUAAUUUAGAUUGUGUUAAUUCUUUUCUUUUUACUGAGUGGGGUGAGAUGGGGAUGCUGAAUAAACCAGGAUAGGAGGAGCUAGAAGCCACUUGGGCUAUAUGACUUGGCCAGGGCAUAUGGGCCCUGAUAAGAUUAGGGAAGAGUUUUAAUGAGCUUUUAUUGAAAUUGGGUCCCUUCCAAAAAUCCAUUUGGAGAUGAAUUUAGCAUCUGAAAACACAUUUUGAAUCA
Messenger RNA from Amborella trichopoda, 2374 nucleotides. RefSeq names its product ubiquitin domain-containing protein DSK2b. NCBI's taxonomy places the organism in Eukaryota, Viridiplantae, Streptophyta, Magnoliopsida, Amborellales, Amborellaceae. Gene Ontology annotation, cellular component: cytosol. Gene Ontology annotation, molecular function: polyubiquitin modification-dependent protein binding. The record is from RefSeq and is a predicted model, not a curated record. Gene Ontology annotation, biological process: ubiquitin-dependent protein catabolic process.